AUGCUGGGUCAUGGCCGCAUUGGUCACAUGAUAUUGCUCCUCUGUGCUUUUUCUUUGUGGGUUGAAACUGCAAUGUGUGGCUCCAGCUUCCUCAGUCCAUCCCAGAGACCACAGAAUCGUGGAGACCGAAAGCCACCUCGAGUGGGACGGAGGACUGCAGCUGAGCUCGAGACUCCUCUUCCUUCCGAGGAUAGGAUCAUGGUGAGCGCACCGUUCCAGCUGGCUGUGUCUCUCAGUGAGACAGAAUAUCAGGAUUAUGGUCCUGUGCUGCAGAGGAUGUUACUGGAUGUCCUGGGUGAUCCACCAACUUCGGGUAGGUUCUGGUAUCUCACACACUCUUAA
Molecule: messenger RNA, 342 nt
Organism: Pangasianodon hypophthalmus (striped catfish)
Lineage: Eukaryota; Metazoa; Chordata; Actinopteri; Siluriformes; Pangasiidae
Product: ghrelin-like
Biological process (GO): gastric acid secretion; regulation of response to food; positive regulation of growth hormone secretion
Cellular component (GO): extracellular region
Molecular function (GO): growth hormone-releasing hormone activity; ghrelin receptor binding
Source: RefSeq, a predicted model, not a curated record